AUGAAGGCCUUUGCAGCUUCCAUCACGGCUUGGCUCUCCGCGGGCACCGCUCAUGCCGCCAUAGCAAGUGUAGCAGCCACCCCAUUCCUGAAUCAGGUCGAUAACCAAACAUGGAUCAUCGGCAACGAUGUGUGGAACAUGACCCAGGGCUUGCAGUUCGGCGUCAAGCUGUACUACAAGGACCGUGACCUCGUUGGCGAUGCCUGGGGCCACUACGUCAGCUACAACGGCGCGGCCAACAACCUCGCCUGGACCUCCGCCCGCAUCGUCACCAACGGAACCUACCACAGCACCCCCUUCAUCGACGUCCUCUUCACCGCAGCCGAAGGCGACAUGCACUGGGUCAUCUUCCAAGGCCAGCACGGCGCCUAUCAGUACUUUAUCAACCACGCUUUGCCCGACCUAGGGGAGUUCCGGACUCUCUGGCGGUUGGACAACACCACGUUCCCCAAUGGACGCACGGUGACCAAGGAUGGGCCGUUGCCGCCGUUGAGCGAGUAUGUGGCGGCGAAUAAGGUGCAGGAUGAGACGUGGUUGGCGCCGGAUGGGAAGGGGUAUAUUACUAAGUAUGACUGGACGAGUUGGUUGCGGGAGCAGGAUUAUUAUGGGGUGUAUGGGGAUGAGGUGGGGAGUUGGUACAUUAAUCCGGGCAAGGACUACUAUAAUGGCAACCAUCUUCGACAGGAGUUGAUGGUCCAUCGAGAAUCCGGCACCGGCGAUGCCGUCCAGCUUAACAUGGUCCACGGCACUCAUUUUACAGCCUCAUCCAACGACGCCUUUCCCGACGGCAAGAUGUGGGGUCCAUGGCUUUGGUAUUUGAACAACGGUUCCCAACCCGACGCAGCCGCCCAAUCCCACAAAGAAUCCGCUUCCUGGCCCUACCCCUGGCUCAAAGACCCAGCAUACCAAACCCGCGGUCGUGUCUCCGGCCGUCUCGUUCUUUCCGAUGGUCGUCCCGCCUCCCACGCAGCUGUCUUCCUAGGCGAUAACCACCCGAACAAGACAUCCCUAGACAUGGGAUCGACGUACUACUACACCACUUACGCUGACAAGUCCGGUAGGUUUGAGUUCCGCGACGUCCGCACCGCGACGUAUGGUUUGCAAGCGUGGCCGACACCGAAUUCGUCGAUUGUUGAUGUCACGACGACGCUGCUGCGGAAUGAUGUGGUGGUGGGCAAGAAAGGAGUGACACAGUUGGGGGAGGUUGACUGGGCGAUUUCGAACCGAACAAGGGUAUUUCAGGUCGGGGACUUUGAUCGGUACAGCUACGGCUUUGAGUACGGUGGUGCAGCAUGGCAGCAUGCGUUGGUGAACAACUGCCCGGCAGAUUUGGUGUUCAAGGUUGGGGUGAGUGAGACGGGGGAGUGGUGUUUUGGACAGACUUAUUUGGGGAACUGGACUAUCGAGUUUGAUCUUUCGGAAGAUCUAGAAGCCGAGAAGGACGCCCUAUUGACAGUGUCACUGGCGGGAUAUUCGAGCGGUGCGAGUUCGACUGUUUGGGUGAAUGGGGGCACGAAAGUGGGCAAUUUGACGAGUGGUGCGCCUCAGUUGGCGAAUGACCCAUCGUUGUACCGCAGUGCGACAGCGGCUGGAGAGUGGAGGCUGUUUGAGUUUGGGUUUGGUGCUGGUGUGUUAAAGAAGGGCGUCAACACCAUCACGUUUGAGUUGACCAAGAACUCAACUUGGCACGGGUUCAUGUGGGAUAGUGUGAUUCUCGAGUUGUGA
This is a messenger RNA of Dichotomopilus funicola, 1725 nucleotides long. Its product is annotated as polysaccharide lyase. The transcript has 5 exons. Lineage: Eukaryota; Fungi; Ascomycota; Sordariomycetes; Sordariales; Chaetomiaceae. Gene Ontology annotation, biological process: carbohydrate metabolic process. Gene Ontology annotation, molecular function: carbohydrate binding; catalytic activity. The record is from RefSeq and is a predicted model, not a curated record. Bases 1 to 1725 code for a protein of 574 amino acids.